Propithecus coquereli (Coquerel's sifaka) is the source of this 4126-nucleotide messenger RNA. RefSeq names its product erythrocyte membrane protein band 4.1-like 3 (gene EPB41L3). Bases 395 to 3685 code for a protein of 1096 amino acids. Gene Ontology annotation, biological process: cortical actin cytoskeleton organization. Gene Ontology annotation, molecular function: actin binding; structural molecule activity. NCBI's taxonomy places the organism in Eukaryota, Metazoa, Chordata, Mammalia, Primates, Indriidae. Gene Ontology annotation, cellular component: plasma membrane; cytoskeleton. The record is from RefSeq and is a predicted model, not a curated record. The transcript is spliced from 23 exons.
AGGGGCCGGGAAUCUAAGUGGCAAUCCGAGGGCUAAGGCUAUCGGCAGCUGUCUCAGGCGUUUUUCCUGGAGCCAGACCCUGCGCCAGGACUGGGAGGCUGUUCUCCUGUAACUGUCCUGAAGUGCUGCGGUGCCCCCUCCCCCGCGGCAGGGAGGGAAGUCGGGACGAGGUUGGCUCGCUCCGCACCGUCUCUGGGCGUGGGCCGCGCCGCAGCUCCGCGGAGCCUCGGUGUCUCCUGCAAGGGGGGCGGGGGGAGCCGCGGCGAGCAGCCCUGGGCUGCGGCUUCCUCCCCACGCCCGAGUCUCCUGCGCACAGCCGACGCGGACGCGAGCCCCAGGCUGGUCCCACGCCGCUGCACGCCCGGGCUCCCCGCCGAUCCCAGAACAAUCAACCAUGACGACCGAAUCCGGAUCAGACUCGGAAUCCAAGCCGGACCAGGAGGCCGAGCCCCAGGAGGCGGCGGGCGCGCAGGGCCGCGCGGGGGCGCAGCCGGGGCCGGGGCCGGGGCCGGAGCCGCCGGGCGCGGAGGAGCAGCGGCAGGCCCUGGAGCAGUUCGCCGCUGCCGCGCACAGCACCCCGGUGCGGAAGGAGGUCACUGAUAAGGAACAGGAGUUUGCUGCCAGGGCUGCAAAACAGCUCGAAUAUCAGCAAUUAGAAGACGAUAAACUUUCUCAGAGAUCAUCUAGCAGUAAACUCUCUAGGUCUCCAUUAAAGAUAGUCAAAAAGCCUAAAAGCAUGCAGUGCAAAGUGAUACUUCUGGAUGGAUCAGAAUAUACCUGUGAUGUAGAGAAACGCUCCAGAGGGCAAGUGCUGUUUGAUAAAGUGUGCGAACACUUGAACUUGCUAGAAAAAGACUACUUUGGGCUUACAUAUCGAGAUGCUGAAAACCAGAAGAACUGGUUGGACCCUGCUAAAGAAAUAAAAAAACAGAUUCGAAGUGGUGCUUGGCACUUUUCAUUUAAUGUGAAAUUUUAUCCACCAGACCCCGCCCAGCUAUCUGAAGAUAUCACCAGGUACUACCUCUGCUUACAGUUGCGCGAUGACAUCGUGUCCGGAAGGCUGCCCUGCUCAUUUGUCACCCUGGCCCUGCUGGGCUCCUACACCGUCCAGUCAGAACUUGGAGACUACGACCCCGAUGAAUGUGGGAGCGAUUACAUCAGUGAGUUCCGCUUUGCACCAAACCACACUAAAGAGCUGGAAGACAAAGUGAUUGAGCUACACAAGAGCCACAGAGGAAUGACGCCAGCAGAAGCAGAGAUGCAUUUCUUGGAAAAUGCCAAAAAACUGUCCAUGUACGGAGUAGAUUUACACCAUGCCAAGGAUUCAGAAGGAGUAGAAAUUAUGUUAGGAGUUUGUGCAAGUGGUCUGUUGAUAUAUCGUGACCGACUGCGAAUAAACAGGUUUGCCUGGCCCAAGGUUCUAAAAAUUUCAUACAAACGGAACAACUUUUACAUUAAGAUCCGACCGGGAGAGUUUGAACAAUUUGAAAGCACCAUUGGGUUUAAGCUGCCAAACCAUAGAGCUGCCAAGCGUUUAUGGAAAGUAUGUGUCGAGCACCAUACAUUUUUCAGACUGUUGUUACCAGAAGCACCUCCAAAGAAAUUCCUAACCUUGGGUUCCAAGUUUCGUUAUAGUGGCAGAACACAAGCCCAAACAAGGAGAGCCAGCGCGUUGAUAGACCGCCCGGCGCCUUACUUUGAACGAUCGUCUAGCAAGCGUUACACCAUGUCUCGCAGCCUGGAUGGAGAGGUUGGUACUGGCCAGUACGCCACAACAAAGGGCAUCUCUCAGACCAACUUGAUCACCACUGUGACUCCAGAGAAAAAGGCUGAGGAGGAACGGGACGAGGAAGAGGACAGACGGAAGAAGGCAGAGGAAGUCACGCCUGUCUCGGCCAUCCGGCACGAGGGAAAGUCACCUGGGCUUGGCACUGACUCAUGUCCCUUGUCACCCCCAUCAGCCCAUUGUGCCCCUGCCUCUCCCACAGAGCUGCGUAGGAGGUGUAAGGAGAACGAGUGCAAACCGCCAGGUUGUGAGCCGUCCAAAGCUGAGCACGUGUGCGGAGAGCCCUCCCUGGACUCUGACGGCCAAGGGAAGCCUUACCUAGGGGAGCAAGAUGUGGCUUUUAGCUACAGACAGCAAACUGGCAAAGGGACCACCCUGUUCUCCUUCUCCUUGCAGCUCCCUGAGUCCUUCCCCUCCCUCCUAGAUGAUGACGGGUACCUCUCUUUCCCCAACCUUUCUGAAACCAACCUCCUGCCCCAGAGCUUGCAGCAUUACCUCCCGAUCCGCUCACCCUCGCUCGUGCCCUGUUUCCUCUUCAUCUUUUUCUUUCUGCUGUCUGCCUCCUUCUCAGUGCCAUACGCUCUCACUCUCUCCUUCCCUCUGGCUCUGUGCCUCUGCUACCUGGAGCCCAAGGCGGCCUCCUUGAGCGCCUCCCUAGACAAUGACCCGAGUGACAGUUCAGAGGAAGAGACUGACAGUGAGCGCACGGACACCGCGGCAGAUGGGGAGACCACCGCCACCGAGUCGGACCAGGAGGAAGAUGCAGAGCUCAAGGCACAGGAACUAGAAAAAACUCAAGAUGACCUCAUGAAACAUCAAACCAACAUUAGUGAGCUGAAAAGAACCUUCUUAGAAACUUCAACAGACACUGCCAUCACAAAUGAAUGGGAAAAGAGGCUUUCUACCUCCCCGGUGCGGCUGGCUGCCAGGCAGGAGGAGGCACCCAUGAUCGAACCACUGGUACCUGAAGAGACUAAGCAGUCUUCUGGCGAAAAACUCAUGGAUGGCUCUGAAAUCUUCAGUUUAUUAGAGUCUGCGCGAAAACCAACAGAAUUCAUAGGAGGGGUUGCUUCUACUUCUCAAAGCUGGGUUCAGAAAAUGGAAACCAAGACAGAGUCCAGUGGCACAGAGACGGAGCCCACGUCGCACCAGCAGCCGCUGAGCGCCGAGAAGGUGGUGCAGGAGACUGUGCUGGUGGAGGAGCGGCGCGUGAUGAAGGUGCACGCGAGCGGGGACGCUUCCUACAUGGCUGGGGACGACAUGGAGGCUGCGCAGCCCACACCGGCGGAUGCUUCCAUCAUCAGAGGGAAGGAGGGCUCCACUCCAACAGAGGGGGCUAAGGAGGAAAGUGGGGAGGAGGCUGAGAAGGCUGUCCUGGAGCAGGAGGAGACCGUCACUGCCUCCCGUGAGCGGCAGGAGGAGCUGAGUACAGCCAUCCACGUUGCUGAAACUUUGGAACAAAAGCCUCAUUUUGAGUCAUCAACUGUGAAGACAGAAACCAUAAGUUUUGGUAGUGUUUCGCCAGGAGGAGUAAAGCUAGAAAUUUCUACCAAGGAGGUGCCAGUCGUGCACACUGAAACAAAAACCAUCACAUAUGAAUCAUCGCAGGUCGAUCCUGGGACGGAUCUGGAGCCGGGCGUGCUGAUGAGCGCACAGACGAUCACGUCCGAAACCACCAGCACCACCACCACCACCCACAUCACCAAAACUGUGAAAGGAGGCAUUUCUGAGACAAGAAUUGAAAAGCGAAUAGUCAUCACGGGAGAUGCAGACAUUGACCAUGACCAGGCGCUGGCUCAGGCAAUUAAAGAGGCCAAAGAGCAGCACCCUGACAUGUCAGUGACCAAAGUAGUGGUCCAUAAAGAGACAGAGAUCACACCAGAAGACGGAGAGGAUUGACCAGAGGAAUAACUUAGUUUGCACACGAAUCCGGUCAUGCAAACCAUUAGGAAAACCAGAGCCUAUAUGGAGUUACCUCUUCUAAACCAACUGACUUGUAUCUGUCUGUGGAAAAUUUCAAUCCAGAAGAAUUGACCUUGACCAUCAAUAAAGACACUGGCAGAGAGAUCUUCCCAUAAUAAAGCAAUCUGAAUCAGCAUCACUAAACUGAUAUUGCAUGAAGCAACGAUAAAAUUACAAAAGAGCAGCAUUUUUAAUUUUCACAAAAUGUCUAAGUUUUCAGCUAUACCUGCACGUUCAUAACCAACAAUAGAAACCGUGAUCUCAUGUAACACGUAAACAAUUCAUGCCUUUCAUAGUUUGUUAUUAUUAAAGUCUUAAACAAAAUUGCAGUUUCUUAGAUGACAGAUCUUUUGUUUACAGAUAAAUGAAGAUUACCCU